AUGGAUUUCCCAAAUAAAACUCUUACAUUGCUCGAUGGAACUGAUAUACAAUUAGUUAUUGGACCAAAAAUUCCACCACCAACACAGCACAAUCAGUCUGUGGAUGAUUACUUCAAGAUGAUAAAGGUAUAUGCUACAGUAUUGGAUAUCGACUUAGAAAAUCAAGACCUUAAGGGAACUUUCUUUAAUGGCCUAUCACGAGAUAAUAAAAAAGAAGUAAUUCGAUUCGGCUUUAAAAAGCCUUUGAAUGAAAUUGUCGAUCACUUGAAUAGAAUCUCAUCCAGAUAUACUGAUAUUCAAAAUUUUCAAUUCGGGAAUUUGAGUCAAGAGGAGAGUUCGAUAAUGGAUUUUUACAUGAAAGUAAAAAAAUAUUGUAAAUUAGCUGGACAUAAUGAAGAUCAUCUUAAACAUCAAUUUCUUUGUGGAUUAUCACCCGAGAAUCAGAUAGAAGCUAGAAGAUGUGGAUUGGAACUUCCAUUAGAUGAGCUAGUAGAAAAGCUGAGCACUUUGGAGAAUAUCGAGAAUGGCACAACUAUACAAUAA
Molecule: messenger RNA, 543 nt
Organism: Acaulospora colombiana
Lineage: Eukaryota; Fungi; Glomeromycota; Glomeromycetes; Diversisporales; Acaulosporaceae
Source: the annotation of a GenBank genome assembly